AUGUCCGCAGGUACUCUCAGUGCUGGCCAACGUCAACUCCUUUCCCUCGCUCGUGUCUUGCUGCGGAGAAGCCACCGAGCAAAACAAGGCUCCGAGAGCGGUAUAUUGCUACUUGACGAAGUCAGCUCGAGCGUUGAUCAAGCUACCGAGAAGGUCAUGCAAGAGAUCAUCAGAAAUAAAUUCGAGAAGUAUACUGUCGUCGCGGUCAGUCAUAGGUUGGAGAUGAUAAUGGACUUUGACAGAGUUGUUGUCAUGGACAAGGGAUGUAUUGUUGAGGUUGGUGUGCCCAGGGUAUUGGCGGAAAACACAGAGAGUAGAUUUGGCGAGUUGGUUAGAGCUGCAGAGUAG
Aureobasidium uvarum is the source of this 348-nucleotide messenger RNA. NCBI's taxonomy places the organism in Eukaryota, Fungi, Ascomycota, Dothideomycetes, Dothideales, Saccotheciaceae. The record is from the annotation of a GenBank genome assembly.